GGGAAAAAUAACAAAUGCCGAUGGUUUAUUUCAGUAAUUAUUUUUUCAUAAUGUUCGCGAUUCGAGAAUGUUUUAUUUCGUUAUAUUACAUCUGGAUCACUGUGUCACUUUUGGCAGGCAGGAAAAUUCAAAAUUUUAUUUCGUACAAUGACGUAAACACGUUAAAUUAAAUAUUAAGAAGAUAACAGUAAAUAUUACACAUAUUAGGACACAUUGGAAUAAUUUCAUGUCGAGUUCAAAAUGAGUUGCAGGAGCAACAAAAAGCCUGAAUUAUGUUGGAACGACAUGGAAGAACUGAAAUAUUUAAUUUGUGCGAUCGAGUGUUGUCAGUGUCCAAAAAUACCACCGCCACCCGUAUGCACCAUGUUACUGCCACCCAGGAUUGAAGAGCUCCCUGCUUUAAUACCCCCUCCAGCGCCUUGUUGUCCACCCCCUCCUUGUUGUGUGCCUCCUAUAGCACCUGGUCCUUGUUGUACAGGUCCUUUGCCAGCUCCACCGCCACCAAAGUGUUUCCCACUACCUCCACCACCCAAAUGUUGUCCUCCUUGUUGUCCAUUGCCGUGUUAUCCAAGUGAGUACUUAUAUAAUGCUUGACAACAUUUUUUGCUAGCAGGUUAAACAAAAUUAUACAGGGU
Colletes gigas is the source of this 635-nucleotide messenger RNA. Its product is annotated as small proline-rich protein 2B-like. NCBI's taxonomy places the organism in Eukaryota, Metazoa, Arthropoda, Insecta, Hymenoptera, Colletidae. The record is from RefSeq and is a predicted model, not a curated record. The transcript has 2 exons. Bases 241 to 594 code for a protein of 117 amino acids.